AUGACUCAGGUGCUGUUGGACAGCGACGGGCUGCCUCGCUUGGCAGCAGGGUCGCUGUCUGGCUCUGCAGGAGCAGCAGCAGGAGCAGCAGCAGGAGCAGCAGCAGCCCUCGGGGGUUCUUUCGGGCCUGCAGCAGCCUUAGGGGGAGCCGAGGCCAGCGCGGGCGUGAAGACGGGGACAACAAUCGUAGCUUGCUGCUAUGCUGGAGGCGUCGUUCUGGGUGCAGACUCACGUACUUCAGCAGGGCCUUAUGUUGUUAAUAGAGCAGCGCGAAAGAUAACGCGUCUGGGGGAGCGGAUUUGCGUAUGCCGCAGCGGGAGUGCAGCAGAUACACAAGCACUGGCGCAGGUAGCACGGCUGCAGCUGCAGCUGUACUCACAGGAGCUGCCUAGACACUUCAAAGGUGCUGCUCGUGUGCGUGUUGCUGCUCAUCUGCUGCAGCAGCUGUCUUACGAAUAUAAAGACGUACUUACAGCGGGCCUUAUAGUGGCUGGGUGGGACCCUGUAGAGGGGCCCCAGGCCUUCUCUAUCCCCAUAGGCGGCAGCUGCAUCCCUGUACAGUACACCGCAGGCGGCUCUGGGUCUGUCUUUAUUACUGCUUUUCUAGAUGAACAUUUUAGGCCUAAUAUGAGUAAAGAAGAAGCCACACAACUCGUAGCAAAGGCUGUUGCGCAUGCAAUCAGAAGAGACGGCAGCUCUGGCGGACUCAUCCGCAUCGUUACUAUUGAAAAAGACGCCAUGGAUGAAAUAUGCAUUAAAGGAGAUGAUCUCCCUGGUGGCGCUUAA
Messenger RNA from Eimeria acervulina, 786 nucleotides. RefSeq names its product proteasome component PRE3 precursor, putative. Gene Ontology annotation, molecular function: threonine-type endopeptidase activity. Gene Ontology annotation, cellular component: proteasome core complex. The record is from RefSeq and is a predicted model, not a curated record. The transcript has a single exon. The coding region runs from base 1 to 786 and encodes 261 amino acids. NCBI's taxonomy places the organism in Eukaryota, Apicomplexa, Conoidasida, Eucoccidiorida, Eimeriidae.